AAAGUGAGAAGGCGAAAUAUCCCCUACUUAGGGUUGUGCGCUGGGUUUGGGACCCGCCACGUAAAAAAACACCCCAAUGAAAAAGCAAACACAGCCUGCUGUUGUUGACUCGGCUAUAAUCGCGUAAGCGGUGUCUACGCCAGUAAAGAAGAAGAAGAGAGAUGUUCGGUGUGAGGGUUUUUGUUCCUUUGUGCUAAUUUUACAACCGAAUGGUAAAUGUCGGCCCUGGAAGUCGAAGCUAACCACAUCAAUUCGCCUAUUGCAGACUGAUAAGCCGUUGCAUCCACUUCCUCACACGUUUUUUCAUUGCACGCUACCUGAUAUCCUGUAUCCAAUGGCGUCGUUGUUACCCUACAUUGAUGCAUGCCGUGGCGUUGUAGCAUAUUGUCUAUAUAGGGAGACUGAUUCAUCGAAAUAUAUCCAUCGCGCUGAAUCUGCAUACCCAAGAUCUGAAGUGGGCCUUCAUCAACGCAUUCAAACUUGCUUGAGAUCAUUGUUUUAAUUUGUAUUAAAUCAAACUUCUUCUGGCACGCUAUAAAUAAAUCAUCUAUAUAGAUUAAUAAUAAACAAAGGCUACCUUCUAUGUCCUUUUUAUAUAGGCACGGUUCAUUCUGGCAUUGAGAAAAAACAAUUUCACACAGCACCGCGUUCAGUUUGGAGUUCCACUCCCUUCCUGGUUGCUUGAAGCCGUAAAUCGCUUUGUUCAAUCGUAACACUUUUCGCCACACGUUCUGUUUACAUACCCCUCAGGCUGCUUCAUGUAGAUCACGUCUUUUAACUCGCUGUUGAGAUAAGCCGUACAAACGUCCCUCUGAUGCAAGUGUAACUUUAGCUCGACAGAGAGCGCUAGUAUCGAGCGUAUCGUUUCAUAUCGACACACCGGAGAAAAUGUUUCGUUAUAGUACACGCCGAACUUCUGCGCGCACCCCUUGGCUACCAAACGUGCUUUGUACCGCUCAACUGAGCCAGUUUUAUCUCUUUUAACUGUGUAAACCCAUUUACACCCAAUUACUUGUUCACCCUUUGGUAAGUCUGCUACAGUCCACGUGCCAUUUGCCACCAAUGCCUUAUGCUCUGCGUCCAUAGCCGCCUGCCAGUAUGAAGCAUACUUGCCGUCAGUUGCCUCUUUAAACGACUGUGGUAAUGGUGUCUCUACAGAUUGCACUGCUUGUAUAACAUUGUAGCUCUUCUUCGGACGUUCUGGUAUACCGCUCCGAAUAAUUCUUUGUCUACCUGGUCCUAUCUUACGUUUCUGCUCCAUCAUCUGCACUGCCGCGUUCGUCGCUUUCUUCAUUGUACAUACGUUUCUCCUGCUUAACUUCACUUCUGCAUGGAGUAAAUGUUUCAUCAUUAGGAUUUAAGUCAGCUGGCAAAAUUUCUGGUAAUUCAUCAAAAACGAUUUGAUCAUCUGACUGGGAUUCUUUGAAAUGUUCAUAGAACAAAACAUCACGUUUUUCUACAUUUGAUGCUCUUGAACGUAUAGUCUGUAAGCCUUUGAUGCCAAGGAGUACCCAACGAAUCUGUACUCUUUAUCUUUCGCAUGGAAUUUAUUUUUUCACGUUUUGUCUAAGCCAACGGCCACGGACCCAAAUGUACGCAUAUUUUUUACAUUCGGUUUUCUACCACUCCAAGCUUCAUAUGGUGCCAUGCCAAUCAACGUUGCAGUUGGCGAUCUGUUCCGGAUAUAGCACGCUGUCUGCAUCGCCUCUACCCAUAGAAACUCUGGCAUAUUUGAGUGUACAAGUAAACUUCUUGCCAUAUCAACAAAAGUGCGGUUCACUCGUUCUGCGACGCCGUUCUGUUGGGGACUGUAGGGUACCGUCAGCUGACUCUGUUGUUUUAGGAAGUCAUCGCUUGUUGAUGUUUUCUCGGCCGUUGUCGCUCCAUAAAACCUUGAUUUUCCGCCCAGUCUGGCAUUCGACCAAUUUCUUGAAAGUUACGAAAUUUUCAAACACCUCAUCUUUAGACUUGAAAAAAAAUGUGAAAAUACGCCGAGACAUGUCAUCGAUGAAUAUUAAAAAAUAUGAUGAGCCACCAAGAGAACGCUUUUCAAAUGGGCCGCAUACGUCGGUAUGCACUAGCUACAACAAUCUUUUGCUCGAUUUUCAGACGCCGCUGGAAGCGGUUGAGUGUGGAUUUUACUUUUCAUACACGUUUUACACUGCGUACUGUCUGCGAACUUCACAUUUUCUAUGCCAAGCACCAUUUUAUUUUUUGUUAGCUUCAUCAAACUGCCAUAAUUUAAGUGGCCAUAUCUAUCUGCACUGUGCUGCACCAAAACUCGUGUUGUUAAUACACACAAAUACAAACAAUUUAUUUCUUUUUUCUGUUUUUAAAAUUUGUUCGCCAUUCUGGCUUACGAUAGCAUUUUCGUUGUUAAAGCUUACUGUACAGCCACGUUCUACAGCUCGACUCACCGAUACAAAAUUACCCUUCAUUUGCGGGACAUGCAAUACGUUCUCCAACCUUAGCUCACAAAAAUCUGUUUGAACUACAACGUCUACUGCGCGUAUAAUGUUGUUGUCGGCCAACAUAACAUCCUCUGCUUGUGUGACAUAAUUUGUAAAAAGAUUACGUGAGCCACAUAUGUGCCGUCGCGCCGCUGUCCAGGUACCAUCUCGAGUGUUUUAAGUCACCUACAUCUGUCGCUGUAAACUGUAAAACUGUAAAUGACCUAUGUUGUUGUUGCGAUUCUGUCGAUUUUUCUUUACCUUUAUUUCUGAAUUGAUUUUUGUAGUGACCCCGUUGACCACAUUUGUAACAUUUUGAAAAAUUAUAGACCUGUUCGUUUUGUACAUUUUUGGUUAGUAUGCAUGUUUGCUGUUAUAGAGUCGCAUUGGAAACGGACUUAUUUUCAACACUAUUCGAACUUCUAUUAUACAUGAUCCCGCAUUUCCUGGUGUUAUGCUUUCACUGUCAUUCAGAAUAAGUAUGUUUUGAAACUCGUUUUGAGGAUCAGUCAGCUGAUCACCUCUGGUACUGGUACAAGAGUAUGCUCUGGUCUUGAAACCUUCUGUUAGUCGCCGCAUCUUUUCGUAAAAUUUUCGAGCAUAACCUCUGUUGGCCAGCUUGUGAAGCUCUUCAUACUCGGCCUCCCUCUCGUUAUUUGUCUGCAAAUGCGUCUUACUUCCCUCUUCGGUAUCUAUACCAUCCCGCAUGUUUUGUGGUCGAUUGUAACAUUGCGAGGUAGGCAGUCUGUUUUCUCUCCGCUGCGACGCGGCACUAAUUAUACCAGCUGUUCCUUUGCCAAUAGUUUUUUAACAGCUGUAUGAAAGGAGCUUGAAAUGCCAUUGUUAUUGUUGUAACGAACACCCAAUUCCCGUUAGUAUUGUCAGGAUUAGAUAAAUUGUCAUGGGCGUCAUCUAACGAAUUCAGGAAACGUGCUGCUUCGACGGGUUCUAAUGUCAUGCGUGGACUCAUUGCACGCUGGAUUUGAUAUGUCAGUGUCUAUUCUGGAUAAGUAGGAGUUUAACUUGCUACAGUAUCCAGCUGCGCAAGGUUCACUUUCGUUUCUCACGGCAACUAGAGCCCUUCGUCAGUAAUGGGUAGUGGUUUGACACCAAGUAUGGUGGUCAGUGCUUGUUGAAAGUUAGUUGCAAUCGCGUCGGCGUUGAUGUCGUCGACGUAGUUGAGGAAUGACUUCUUGAUGUUUGCGAUUAUCGGGUCGUAUGGUGAGUGACUAUCGAAAGUCACACCUAAAAUUUUAGGGUUAUUGACAGUCGGAAUUUUACCGCCAUCGAUUGCAAUACAUAGGUCAAGUCUGUACUCUUUUAAAAUAAAUUCCGUGCAGCGAGGAAGCGGGAAAGGUCUUUUAACAAGUCCUAUCGCAGAGUGGUUUCUGGUUAAGGCCAUGAACUAUAGUGAGGGUUUAUGAAGCUAAGUGCGGACUGGGACUGUGCACUUUUCGGAAGCCAUGCUGUUGGUUUGCUAGACCCAGCUGGUGUGUGAAGGUCGGGAGUAGUGAGGCCUUAAGUUUCUUCGCUACUGGGGAGAGGAGAGUUAUCAGACUAUAGGACUCCCCUUUGUUGGCGGGUUUUCCAGGCUUUUGAAGUGGAACCACUCUUCCGACUUUCAAGAGCCGCCGGUCAUAGACCCGUCGAGCCUAAAUGCUUUUGUACCAGCAAGUUGGUUCUAUCAGGGCCAAUUGAUUUAGACGAUUUUGCCUUGUUAAUGACACUCUAAACUUCCUUGUCGAUGAAAGAAAGUGGUGCGCAGUCUUUUGGCAUUUUGCGCAGCAGUCGGGUGACACAUCCUUUGGCUUUGUCUACCGAAGGGUGCAGUGCCUCAACACAAUAGUUUUAAACGUUCCCGUGUUAUGAAUGCAACUAUCACCUCGAUCUUGCUCUGGAGUCUGUUGCAGUUGAAUUAUGGGAGUCAUGCUGCGGAUUUGAUCUCCCAUGGACCGUGAAGGUCCCCUUUUAGCCACUUUGGCGGAGUGGUGGCGCAGUGCGCGAACUAGGUGCAGACUGUGCAGCCGUAGAGGCUACGUUCGUAGUAAUGCGUUAGCAGCAUGGGGCCAUGUAACUCGUGUGUCCUAAGGCCUGAGCCGGUCUUAAGGCGGUUCCAUCCAUUGCAUUAUACCUAACCAAGGUGGAGUUCGGAUGAAGUCUUUUGGCGCAGACGCAGCAGAAGAAUAGGGAUAAACCCUACUGCAAGGCUUUAAGGCUUUGCUCCAGUGAUUACAAACUUAUACUAAGACUUACUGAUCUAAACGGGAUUAGCUCUCAGAAAUAACACUCCUUCCGGUAACGUAAAACCGGCUGUUGUGUGUCCCGCAGUUCCCUUAUACCGAGUUGCUGACGAGUGCUCUCGGAGAGCAAGUCGAAUAGGAAAUCGCUCGGCUGUCUGCUGUGAUUGCAGCUUCUCGACGUCGAACCUUCCUUGUGUUUGUUGACGUUCGUUUUUAUCUUGGUUACAACAAGAUAGUGGUCCUAGUAAAUGUUAACGGCUUUAAUGACCGUAUAUUUCGGUAAAGCGUCUUCUAUAACUAAUAUUUGUUUGUUUCUUUUUGUGCUUUUGAUAAAUGGUCCUAAAUGACCCAUAUGAAAAAAUGGUAUUAUUGAAAUUAUACUGUCCUUUAGUUUGACCACCUUUGGGUUUGUUAUAUGCGCUUUCAACACAUGCUUUUAAAUAUCAUUUGACGAAAUAAUGCAUUCGUGAGAUCCAUAUGUACGUUUUCAUCUUGUUAAUGGUCUUUCCGAAAUCCAAGUGACCAAUUUUAGCAUUAUAUUCUUCUAACAUUAUAUGUCUUAACGCUUUAAAAACUACCCAUAAAUCCAUUUCUUUGUCGAUUCUAAAUAACAUAUUUUUCUCAAUACAGAAUACUUUCAAAUUUUUUAUUAUUGUUUUUAAUCUUUUCGACGAUCUGUUUUUUUACUGUCGUCCUCUAGCUGCAUACUAAACAGUGAAUCGUCUGCUGUUAUCGAUGUUUUAUCUACUCGUAGAGUAGGUGCAUCUGUUUCGGCUACCCAGACGAUGUACAAUAUCGAUAUCGAAUUCUUGUAUCCUUAACCACCAUCAAGCCAUUCGUAAAGUAAAUUCUUUCUUACUCAAAGCAGUUGGACCAGUGCUACAAUAGGCUACAACUUUUACUGUUUUAUAGUCGAUGUAGUACCGGAAUCGCUCUAACGUUUCAACUACAGCUAAAGUUUCAAGUUCGUAACUGUGGAAACUUCUUAUAGUAUCGUUCGUCGAUCUACUGUAACAAGCAACUGGUUUUAAUCCGUCACAUUUAUUGUAACAAUGCACCAUACUAAACCAGAAUAACUACCAUCUGUAUGAAUUUUGUAAUUUCCACUACUCGAUAUGCGAAUAGUAGAGGUUUUAAAGUCAGCUUGUGGUUUCAUUCGUUAAAGGCUUCGUCUUGGUCGUAGCCAGUGGCGUAGCCACAACUUCGGGCGCCCAGGACAAGGAUAUUUUGCCGCCCCCCUUUAUCCACCUACCUACAAGUUCCAUGAGGUGGUUUGAACAAAAGUGAGUUUUUACAAAAUUCCUUCGAUAUUAAGUAUAUAAAAUUUAGGAACUAGAAGCCACACAAAUUCUGAACUUCCAAAAUUCUCACAAUACGGUUUUUGAGAAAAUUGAUAGUAAAUUUACAAGACAUCUUAUUAAAAGCCAUAGAAAAAACCCAUUUUCGCCCUGUAUCUUGUACAAUUUUGACACAAUUUGCAGGAAUUUUUGCCCGAAUUGGAGUUUUUGAAUACCAUUUUUGAAAAUUUGAAAAAAUAAAAGUAUUUGUUACAUUCAACUCUUUAACUUUUAUAAUAAAUUUUGUAAAAAAAAUUGUCGAAAUAUGCCCGGGGCGACGGCAAUUUAUUGUCGUUUUCAAAAUCUUGCAUAUUGAAAUAAUGCAAAUUAGCCCCUUUUAAACUUCUAAAACUGUCGUAAGUCGAAUCAUUUCUUUGUAGAUAUUAUUGCAGAUAAGUACACUAACCGCUCAUAAAAAAACCGAUUUGACUUUAUGUUUACAUGGUGCCUUUUAAUAAAAAUUAAUCAAAUUAAGUCCUGUGGAGAUAACAUCUUUUUAAAAUACGUUUAAAUAAAUUAUAAAUAUAAAUAAUGAGCUUUUUAAGCCAUUUAACUUAUUAUCCUUUCAAAUAAUUGUUUAUUAGCGAAAAUUAAAAUACUCUGUAAAAAACUAAGUUUUCUAUUAUAGAAAUGCGUAUGGAAAAUGGAGAAAACAACAAGUUUUUAAGCAACAAAAUGUGUAAAUACUUGUAUUUAAUACUUUUAAAGUGUUUUUUUUAUAUUUUGAUUUGACAUAAAAAUUUAUAUUUUUUCUUAAUAGUGGGUGUAUGUGGCCGCCUUUUGCCUUUAUAACACUUUGUAGACGGUUGGACAUGUUUUCGUAUAUUUUUAAUACGCUUUUAUUAGCUUCACUUGUAUGUAUGUAUGUAUGUUUGUAACUUUUUUAAGUGGUACUGAAACGUAGAAUAUUUGAGCGACACUGUAGGAAGGCGUAUGUAUGUAUGUAUGUAUGUAUGUUUGUAACUUUUUUAAGUGGUACUGAAACGUAGAAUAUUUGAGAGACACUGUAGGAAGGCGACAGUAAGUUUAAGCAGCUCACCAAAAAUAUGCAACAUAUAUAUAAAACUAGUUUUGGCGACAUUUGAGUAGCAUAUGUAUAUACUGAAAUAUACAUAUGUAUAUCCUUAAAGAAAGUAUACUUUAUAUAGAUACAUAUACUUACAUAUGUACAUAUAUAAGUAUAACCGCGCACCAGAAGAAAUAAUAUCAAAUAAUGCAAAACAUGUGACUUUUAGGUAAUAAAAAAAUAAAUACUUAUAAUAAAAUUUUUGUAGUAAAAAAAAAUUCAGAUACUAGUUUUCAAAAUGCCUCCGAGAAGCAACUGUAGUAGAAAACUCCUUUUUUUAACUUUGAACUUUGGCUGUCACGUUGAUGUGAGCUUUUUAAAAAUUGUCACCGAAUCUAAUGGCGGAGAAUACGAUUUAAGUUAUAUUCGUUUAUAAAGGGUGAUUUUUUAAGAGCUUGAUAACUUUUUAAAAAAAAAAAAACGCAUAAAAUUUGCAACAUCUCAUCGGUUCUUUAUUUGAAACGUUAGAUUGGUUCAUGACAUUUACUUUUUGAAGAUAAUUUCAUUUAAAUGUUGACCGCGGCUGCGUCUUAGGUGGUCCAUUCGGAAAGUCCAAUUUUGGGCAACUUUUUCGAGCAUUUCGGCCGGAAUAGCCCGAAUUUCUUCGGAAAUGUUGUCUUCCAAAGCUGGAAUAGUUGCUGGCUUAUUUCUGUAGACUUUAGACUUGACGUAGCCCCACAAAAAAUAGUCUAAAGGCGUUAAAUCGCAUGAUCUUGGUGGCCAACUUACGGGUCCAUUUCUUGAGAUGAAUUGUUGUCCGAAGUUUUCCCUCAAAAUGGCCACAGAAUCGCGAGCUGUGUGGCAUGUAGCGCCAUCUUGUUGAAACCACAUGUCAACCAAGUUC
Messenger RNA from Bactrocera dorsalis (oriental fruit fly), 7937 nucleotides. RefSeq lists its product as uncharacterized. Bases 1498 to 2490 code for a protein of 330 amino acids. The transcript is spliced from 2 exons. Lineage: Eukaryota; Metazoa; Arthropoda; Insecta; Diptera; Tephritidae. The record is from RefSeq and is a predicted model, not a curated record.